Messenger RNA from Bufo gargarizans (Asiatic toad), 12435 nucleotides. RefSeq names its product mucin-5AC-like. The record is from RefSeq and is a predicted model, not a curated record. Gene Ontology annotation, molecular function: protein binding. Lineage: Eukaryota; Metazoa; Chordata; Amphibia; Anura; Bufonidae. The transcript has 47 exons. Gene Ontology annotation, cellular component: extracellular matrix. Bases 1 to 12435 code for a protein of 4144 amino acids.
AUGGGCACUGUGGGUCCAGUUCUCUGGAUCCUUUCUACUUUGACACUUAAUCAUGCCUUAGAACUGUCAUCUCGAGUGUCAAAUCCGGCGCACAAUGAUCGAGUCUGCAGCACCUGGGGAAAUUUCCACUAUAAGACAUUCGAUGGAGACAUUUACCAGUUUCCUGGACCCUGCAACUACCUCUUUUCUUCCAACUGCAAAAACACCUUUGAAGAUUUUAAUAUCCAGAUAAGGCGCUCUGCUGACUCACAGAAGCCAGUUCUGUCCUAUGUGGUUAUAAAGAUUGAAGGGCUCGUCAUUGAGAUGAAGAAGGGAGACAUCAUUGUGGGAGGAGAACAGGUUUCGCUUCCAUUCAGCCAGUUUGGAGUUCAGAUACAGCAGACCAGUGUCUAUGUGAAGGUGUCGGCCAAGCUGGGGUUAACUCUUUUUUGGAAUAAGGAAGAUUCUCUGAUGCUUGAAUUGUCCUCAAAAUACAUGAACACCACAUGUGGAUUGUGUGGAAAUAUGAACGGGCUCAGUCAGGAUGAAUUCCAAAUUAACAAUGUACUACUGUCUCCUGUACAGUUUGGAAACUUGCAAAAGUUUGACGGGCCCACGGAACAUUGUGAAGAUGUUAUUUCAUCUGUUCAAAAAAACUGCAGUGACUUGAAGGACACCUGUGACAGCAUGCUCUCCAGCCCAGCAUUUGAUGACUGUAACAUACAUCUCCCCAAGAAGUCCUACAUAGAAGCUUGUAUGUCAGAUCUUUGCAGCUGUCAGUCUUCAAAUGAUACGUCGUGUUUCUGUAACACUUUAGCCGAGUACUCCCGACAGUGUGCCCAUGCUGGUGGACGACCAAGUAACUGGAGAAAUAAUAUUUGUGCAAUCACCUGCCCAAUGAAUCUGCAGUAUGAUGAGUGUGGUUCUCCUUGUGCUGACACCUGUUCCAAUUUUGAGCAAACCCAAGUUUGUGAAGAACAUUGUAUAGAUGGCUGCUUCUGUCCACCAGGAACUGUAUUUGAUGAUGUUCACCAGAAAGGCUGUAUCCCACUCAGCGAGUGCUCCUGUACUUACAACAAUACGAUAUAUGCACCUGGAGAAUCCUACAGCACGAACUGCCGUAACUGCAUCUGUCAAGGAGGUAAAUGGAGCUGCCAGGACCUUCCAUGUCCCGGAUACUGUUCUUUGGAGGGAGGAUCUCAUAUCUACACCUAUGAUGGUAGUCACUAUAACUUACAUGGACAAUGUGAUUACAUCUUUACAAAGGACUGUGUACAGAACAUGUUUACUGUACUUGUUGAGCUGACGCAGUGCGGUGUCACCAAAACAGAGAGCUGCCUAAAAAGUGUUACCCUAUCCUUGGAGAAAGGAUUAACUGUCGUAUCAGUCAAAUCUUCUGGCACUGUCCUCUUGAAUGGAAUCUACUCCAGUUUACCUCUCUUUACAGACAAUCUCGCUGUGCUCCAGCCUUCCUCCUUUUACUUGAUCAUUAAGAGUUUCAUUGGGAUCCAGAUCCAAAUCCAGCUUAACCCUGUUAUGCAGAUCUCUGUGAGCUUGGACGCCGAAUAUAAAGGAGAUGCAUGCGGACUGUGUGGGGAUUUCAACAAUAUCCAAACAGAUGAUUUCCGAGCUGGCAGUGGACUUGUGGAAGGAACAGCUUCUGGUUUUGCCAACACUUGGAAGGCCCAGGCAGACUGUCCAAAUGUGAAGGAGAGUUAUGAUAAUCCAUGUUCUCUCAGUGUGGAGAAUGAGAGAUAUGCCCAGUACUGGUGUUCUCAGCUAUCGGACAGCAAUGGAAUUUUUGCACCUUGUCAUGCCGCUGUGCAUCCAGAAAUAUAUCAAAAGAAUUGUAUGUAUGACAGCUGUAACUAUGAAAACAGUGAGAACAGUGUAUGUGCAGCAUUAUCAGCCUACGUACGGGCCUGUGCCGCUGAGGGAGUGAUCCUGACGGGGUGGAGAGGUGUCGUCUGUGAUAAAUAUACAAAGAACUGCCCAAAGAACAGCACCUAUCAGUAUGCCAUUAGCACUUGCCAGAAAACCUGCCGUUCUCUGAGCGAUCCCGACCCCAGCUGCAGCUUCGAGCUCCCUACUGUUGAUGGCUGUGCUUGCCCAAAUGGGACCUACCUUCAUGACAGCGGAGCCUGUGUUCUUGACAAACAGUGUCCCUGUUACUACAAGGGAUCGAUAAUGCCACCAGGAGAGGUCGUUUAUGACAAGGGGGCUAUGUGCACGUGCCAGAGUGGCAGACUACACUGCGUUGGCAAUACACCAAGCAUUGCAGUGUGCCCUGACAAUAUGGUUUAUUUUGACUGCGCCAAUGCUUCAAACGGAGGAAAAGGAGCUGAGUGUCAGAAAACGUGCCAAACCCUGGACAUGGAAUGUUUCAGCAUUCAGUGUGCUGCGGGUUGCGUCUGUCCGGACGGCCUUGUGCUUAGCAAUAAUGGCAGCUGUAUUCUUGAGGAAGAGUGUCCAUGUGUCCACAAUGGAGAAAUUCACCAAAGUGGAGAAACCAUCCAGCAAGACUGUAAUACAUGCACCUGCAAAGACAGAAAGUGGCAGUGCACACAGAAUGAGUGUCAUAGGACGUGUGUUGUAUAUGGAGAAGGACACUACGUCACCUUUGAUGGCAAGCGUUUCGAUUUUAGCGGUGACUGUGAAUACACGCUGACUCAGGAUUAUUGCCUAUCUAACACUGGAAAUGGUACUUUCCGAGUCAUCACGGAGAACAUCCCAUGUGGGACAACGGGAGCCACCUGUUCUAAAGCUAUAAAGGUUUUCCUUGGGAACUUUGAACUGAAACUGAGUGAAGGAUCAUAUGAAGUUUUGGAACGAGACAUUGGCAGUGAAGUCCCCUACCAGGUUAGGCAGAUGGGUAUUUACCUUGUGAUCGAGGCCACAAAUGGAUUAAUUCUCAUGUGGGACAAGAAGACCAGUAUCUUAAUCAAGCUAAGCCCUGAGUUUAAGGGACGGGUUUGCGGUCUUUGUGGUAACUAUGAUGGCAGUGUAUCCAAUGAUUUUAUUACAAGAAGUCAAUCAGUGGUGGUCAAUAUUCAAGAAUUUGGGAACAGUUGGAAAGCUGCCCCCACAUGUCCUGAUGCUCUGCCCCUAAAGGACCCUUGUGUUACCAACCCAUACCGUCAGACUUGGUCCCAGAAGCACUGCAGCUUUAUCAUGGGCUCAACCUUCUCCAAGUGUCAUUCCAAGGUUGAUCCUACUCCUUAUCAUGACACUUGUGUCCAAGACACAUGUGCUUGUGAUUCUGGUGGGGACUGUGAAUGCUAUUGUACCGCUGUUGCUGCUUAUGCUGCUGCCUGUAGUCAAGCAGGAAUUUGUGUCUCAUGGAGAACCCCUGAGAUUUGCCCUCUAUUUUGUGAUUACUAUAACCCUGAAGGAGAAUGUGAGUGGCAUUAUAAGCCUUGUGGCGCUCCCUGCAUGAAGACCUGUAGGAACCCCAGUGGCCACUGCAUGAACACACUACCUGGAUUAGAAGGAUGUUAUCCAAAAUGCCCAAAGGAACGACCUUUCUUUGAUGAAGACAUUAUGAAGUGUGUGGCUCAAGCAAAUUGUGGGUGUUAUGAUGACGAUGGAAAACGUUACAGUGUUGGAGAUAUGGUCCCCUCUUACAAAAACUGUGAAUCAUGUAUUUGCACAAAGAAAGGACGCCGCUGUCAGAUAGAUGAGAGGGCAUGUUUCUGUUACUAUGGAAAUAUGAAGUACAACUAUGGAGAUGUCAUUUACAACACUACUGAUGGAAUUGGAGGAUGCAUUACAGCCACAUGCUCAUUCAAUGGAACCAUCGCAAGAAAUGUCUACCCUUGUGUGCCCACCACCAAGGCGCCCACCACAACUUUCCAUUUUGAUACAACCAGUAAAAUUCCAUUGAAUAUCUCUACACCAGAGCAAAUGUCAUCGACUUCUGUUUCCUGCCUCGAAGAAGUGUGCAAGUGGUCACCAUGGUAUGAUGUCACCUAUCCCAAAUAUGGAAUAAAAGAAGGAGAUUUUGAAACCUUCGAUAAUAUCAGAAAUAAUGGAUAUUCUGUAUGUAAAGUCCCUUCUCAAGUGGAAUGUCGAGCAAAAAGAUUUCCCAAAAUCUCAGUUACAGACUUGGGCCAGAAAAUACAAUGCAAUACAUCAGUGGGACUUGUAUGUUACAAUCAAGACCAAUUCUCUCAACUAUGUUAUAAUUACGAGAUCAGUAUUCUUUGCUGCACCUUUGUUCCAUGUGGCGAAUCUUCUGCCUCCCCAACACCAUUUGUGACUUCUUCUCCAGACACCACAUUGACAACAAAAUCCCUGAAGACUACAGUCACAACAUCUAUACCACCAACAGGGACAUUAAAUCCAAUAUCAUCUGAAAAAACUACACCUAGAACAUCUACUAUAAAGUCAGUCACAGAAACUGUAAAGCCUUCUACAACCAAACCUCAAGCAACAACUCUCAACACUCCAUGUCAGAAAGAAAUGUGCACUUGGACAGAGUGGAUUGAUGUACAUUUUCCUAGCAUUAUAAAUUCUGAUGGAGACUUUGAAACAAUAGAAAACAUUAGAGCUGCUGGAAACAAUGUAUGCUCAAAACCAGAGGACAUUGAGUGCAGAGCUGAAAAAUUUCCAGAAAAAAGUAUUGAAGAAGUUGGCCAAAUAGUUACAUGUAAUGUCACUCAUGGUCUAAUUUGCAAUAACAAAGAUCAGAAAAACAUUUUUCCUCUUUGUUUCAACUACCAAAUAAGAAUUCGUUGUUGCUCUAUGGAGGAUUGUGAAGCAUCUACCACCCUUGCUGCUUCAACGGCAAAAAUUCACUCAACCGAACAUCCUACAACUCCAGAAUUCACAAGAACAACUCAACAAUUCACAAAAACCACUGUUUUGCCGACAACUAAAAUACCUUUAACAGUUCAGCAAUCAACAAAAUAUAGCACACAUAUAACUGGUUUACCAACAACUUCAAGUAAGGUAAAUUGUGUGCCAGUCUGUGAGUGGUCUCAGUGGUUUGACGUAAGCUUUCCUAAUUCUGAUACAAAUGGAGAUUUUGAAACUUAUGAAGACAUUAGAAAUUCUGGAUUUAAAGUCUGCCAAGAGCCUUCCAAUAUUCAAUGUAGAUCUACUGUUAAUUUAGAUGUACCCCUUGAAGAACUUCAACAAAACGUGCAGUGCAACAUUAGUAAUGGAUUGGUUUGCCGGAAUGAGGAACAAACUGGCCCAUUUCCUUAUUGUUACAAUUAUGAAAUCCGUGUGUACUGCUGUUCAGGAUGUGCAUCAACAGAGGGCAUACCUACUUCUACGAAACACUCACUGAGCACUACAUAUUUAACAACAACAUUAAAAGCUGCUACUAGUGUUCCUCAGACAACAAAGAACAGGGUCACACUGCUACCUACCUCACCAUAUGAGUCAACUACAGAUUUUGGAAAGUUAACAACUGAUGAAGACAUCUAUAUAAACACACCAAAGAAAACACAAGCAACUCUUCCAUUUACUGAACCAGUUAUAAAAAUUACUGAAAUUACAACAGCUGUUAAUACACAAAGACCAAUUUCAACUACAGUUGAAAAAGUAUCUACUACUUCAAACAAACAUGAUUCAAUAAAAACCACUAAAAUGUCUGAUUCAGGAGAAGAGACAUCUGCAUAUAAAACUACACCUGGAAAACCAAUAACAUCUGAAACAGUCCAUCCAAAAGAAACUACUGCAUUCAGAAAGUCAACCACAAAAGCCGAGCAUGAAGUAGAAACAACUUCACAAAAGCUUGUCUCCAUGAAAACAACAAAAAUGUCUACUGAUUCUGGAGAAGUAACAUCUGCCUUCAAAACGACACCUGAAAAACCAAUAACAUCUGAAACAUUGUCUCCAAAAGAGACUACUUUAUAUAGGAAGUCUACCACAGGAGGCGAGUAUGAAAAAUCCACUUCACAGAAGCUUGUCUCCAUGAUAACCACAAAAAUGUCUACUGAGUCUGGAGAAGUAACAUCUGCCUUUAAAACCACUAGUAAGAUAACAUCUGCCAAGGCGAACACUGAUUUGCAUAAAUCAACUACUGAGUCAUCACAUGAAGAUAUGACAUCUAGAAAACCUGUCACAACUGCAAAAGUGUCUACAGAAUCUCAUGAAGUCACUUCUGCGCACAAAACAACACCUGAAAAACCAAUAACAUCUGAGACAAUGUAUCCAAAAGAAACUACUGCAUCUACCACCCUUGCUGCUUCAACGGCAAAAAUUCACUCAACCGAACAUCCUACAACUCCAGAAUUCACAAGAACAACUCAACAAUUCACAAAAACUACUGUUUUGCCGACAACUAAAAUACCUUUAACAGUUCAGCAAUCAACAAAAUAUAGCACACAUAUAACUGGUUUACCAACAACUUCAAGUAAAGUAAAUUGUGUGCCAGUCUGUGAGUGGUCUCAGUGGUUUGAUGUAAGCUUUCCUAAUUCUGAUACAAAUGGAGAUUUUGAAACUUAUGAAGACAUUAGAAAUUCUGGAUUUAAAGUCUGCCAAGAGCCUUCCAAUAUUCAAUGUAGAUCUACUGUUAAUUUAGAUGUACCCCUUGAAGAACUUCAACAAAACGUGCAGUGCAACAUUAGUAAUGGAUUGGUUUGCCGGAAUGAGGAACAAACUGGCCCAUUUCCUUAUUGUUACAAUUAUGAAAUCCGUGUGUACUGCUGUUCAGGAUGUGCAUCAACAGAGGGCAUACCUACUUCUACGAAACACUCACUGAGCACUACAUAUUUAACAACAACAUUAAAAGCUGCUACUAGUGUUCCUCAGACAACAACACCUGGAAAACCAAUAACAUCUGAGACAAUGUAUCCAAAAGAAACUACUGCAUACAGGAGGUCAACCACAGUAGCUGAGCAUGAAAAAACCACUUCCCAGAAGCUUUUCUCUGUGAAAACCACUCAAAUGUCUACCGAAUCUGGAGAAUUAACAUCUGCCUUCAAAACUACUGGCAAAAUUACUUCUUCCAAGGCAAAUACUGAUUUGCAUGAGUCAACCACUGAGUCUAAGCAUGAAGAUAUGACAUCUAGAAAACCUGUCACAACUGCAAAAGUGUCUACAGAAUCUCAUGAAGUCACUUCUGCCUACAAAACAACACCUGGAAUACCAAUGACAUCUGAAACAUUAUCUCCAAAAGAAACUACUGAAUAUAUGAGGUCAACCACAGGAGGUGAGCAUGAAGAAACCACUUCCCAGAAGCUUGUCUCCAUGAAAACCACAAAAAUGUCUACCGAGUCUCGAGAAGUAACAUCUGCCUUCAAAACUUCUGGCAAAAUGACUUCUGCCAAGGCAAGCACUUCUUUCAGUAAGCCAACCACUGAGUCUGAACAUGUGACAUCUGGAAACCCUAUUCAAACUACUAAAGUGUCUACAGAAUCUCAUGAAGUAACAUCUGCCUACAAAACAACACCUGGAAAACCAAUAACAUCUGAGACAAUGUAUCCAAAAGAAACUACUGCAUACAGGAGGUCAACCACAGUAGCUGAGCAUGCAGAAACCACUUCCCAGAAGCUUUUCUCUGUGAAAACCACUCAAAUGUCUACCGAAUCUGGAGAAUUAACAUCUGCCUUCAAAACUACUGGCAAAAUUACUUCUUCCAAGGCAAAUACUGAUUUGCAUAAGUCAACCACUGAGUCAUCACAUGAAGAUAUGACAUCUAGAAAACCUGUCACAACUGCAAAAGUGUCUACAGAAUCUUAUGAAGUCACUUCUGCCUACAAAACAACACCUGGAAAACCAAUGACAUCUGAAACAUUAUCUCCAAAAGAAACUACUGUAUAUAUGAGGUCAACCACAGGAGGUGAGCAUGAAGAAGCCACUUCACAGAAGCUUGCCUCCAUGAAAACCACAGAAAUGUCUACCAAAUCUGGAGAAGUAACAUCUGCCUUCAAAACUACUGGCAAAAUGACUUCUGCCAAGGCAAGCACUUCUUUCAGUAAGCCAAACACUGAGUCUGAACAUGUGACAUCUGGAAAACCCAUUCAAAGUACAAAAGUGUCUACAGAAUCUCAUGAAGUCACUUCUGCACACAAAACAACACCUGGAAAACCAAUGACAUCUGAAACAAUGUAUCCAAAAGAAACUACUACAUACAGGAGUUUAACCACAGAAGCUGAGCAUGAAGAAACCACUACCGAAUCUGGAGAAGUAACUACUGGUAAAAUAACUUCUGCCAAGGCAAGCACUUCUUUCAGUAAGCCAACCACUGAGUCUGAACAUGUGACAUCUGGAAAACCUAUUCAAACUACUAAAGUGUCUACAGAAUCUCAUGAAGUCACUUCUGCGCACAAAACAACACCUGGAAAACCAAUGACAUCUGAAACAAUGUAUCCAAAAGAAACUACUGCAUACAGGAGGUCAACCACAGUAGCUGAGCAUGAAAAAACCACUUCCCAGAAGCUUUUCUCUGUGAAAACCACUCAAAUGUCUACCGAAUCUGGAGAAUUAACAUCUGCCUUCAAAACUACUGGCAAAAUUACUUCUUCCAAGGCAAAUACUGAUUUGCAUAAGUCAACCACUGAGUCUAAGCAUGAAGAUAUGACAUCUAGAAAACCUGUCACAACUGAAAAAGUGUCUACAGAAUCUCAUGAAGUCACUUCUGCCUACAAAACAACACCUGGAAAACCAAUGACAUCUGAAACAUUAUCUCCAAAAGAAACUACUGUAUAUAUGAGGUCAACCACAGGAGGUGAGCAUGAAGAAGCCACUUCACAGAAGCUUGCCUCCAUGAAAACCACAAAAAUGUUUACCGAGUCUCGAGAAGUAACAUCUGCCUUCAAAACUUCUGGCAAAAUGACUUCUGCCAAGGCAAGCACUUCUUUCAGUAAGCCAACCACUGAGUCUGAACAUGUGACAUCUGGAAAACCCAUUCAAAGUACAAAAGUGUCUACAGAAUCUCAUGAAGUCACUUCUGCGCACAAAACAACACCUGGAAAACCAAUGACAUCUGAAACAAUGUAUCCAAAAGAAACUACUACAUACAGGAGGUCAACCACAGAAGCUGAGCAUGAAGAAACCACUACCGAAUCUGGAGAAGUAACUACUGGUAAAAUAACUUCUGCCAAGGCAAGCACUUCUUUCAGUAAGCCAACCACUGAGUCUGAACACGUGACAUCUGGAAAACCUAUUCAAACUACUAAAGUGUCUACAGAAUCUCAUGAAGUAACUGCAACAUCUCAUAGCAUUUUCAGUACAAAGAGUACACCUGAGGGAACAUUCUCCACUAAGUUCAAUUCUCAGCAACCUUCAAAAUCAACGCAUCAGUCAAUGUACCCAACUUCUGGAAAAGUGAGCACUGAGAGCCCUGUUACAUCAACCUCUCGACUAUCAACAGCAACCACUGAAUCGUUUUCUACAGUCCGAUGCAUGUGCAAUAUCAACAGAGUUUUAGUUCCUCCAGGACAAGUGAUAUACAACACCACCGACAAUGCAGGCUGGUGUUUCUAUGCAAAAUGCAAUCAAAACUGCGAGGUGGAAAGAUACAGUGAACAAUGUUAUAGUUCUACUGUGCCAACUGUUACCAGUAGUACUAAGACCGCAAAUACUGUAACUGCAAGUACAGGUACCAUGACUACAAAGAAGACAGAAAGUACUACUAAGAAAGCAGAAACAAGCACCAAGACAUCUCAGACAUCUCAAACCAAGACUUCAACAUCAAGUACUAGUUCAACCAGCACCAUCAACCCUGGAUGCAGUGCUCUCAUGCCUCCACGAGCGGUGAACGAAAGUUGGAUGAUAGACAAUUGUACCCAGGCAAGAUGUAUUGGAGGAAACAACAUAGCCAUAAAUAAGAAGCAGUGUGCACCAAUAAAGGAGGUGGUCUGUGCCAAUCGCUUACAGCCCCAGAAGACAUUUGAUGACAGUGGCUGCUGCUAUGAGCCGGAAUGUGAAUGUGUUUGCGGUGGUUGGGGAACGUCUAACUAUAUCACUUUUGAUGGUACUUACUACUCUUUUAAUGGUCAAUGCACCUAUGUCCUGGUGCAGCAGAUAACUCCAGUAUUUGAUCACUUCCGAGUUUAUAUUGACAACUUCUCUUGCAACCCUAAUGACCCAAAUUGUGUGAAGACUCUACGCAUUAUGUACAAAAAUGACACUAUUGUGCUGAAAUCCCAGUCUUUUAUUCAAAGAAUAUUCAACCAGAUUUACAUUAAUGAACAGAGAGUAUAUCCAGCAAUCUACAGAAAUGGUAUAUUGAUCAAAACCUCCGGUAUAUUUGUUGUUGUGGAGAUCCCAGAGCUUGGUGCAUACCUCUCAUUCAAUGCUCUUAGCUUCACGGUGAAACUUCCAAUCAGCAAGUUUUCUGGUAAUACUCAAGGACACUGUGGUAAAUGUUCAAAUAAUCGGAUUGAUGACUGUAUACUUCCAAAUGGACAACUGGCUCCAUCAUGUACUCAAAUGGCAGGGCAAUGGAAUACACCAAGUCAAGACUCAACAUGCAGCUCCAUCCCUACAACUACCCCAACUGGUAUUCCAAGCCAGUCUACACUCCCAUUCUCUUCAUUGCCACCCACAUAUUUCUCCACUGUUAUGUCCAGUGUUCCCCAUAUUUUUUCAACAAGGGUUCCAUCAACUGCGCUGUCUUAUCUUCCUUCUACCUCUUUGACAACAAAGCAAGUAAUUUCGUCAGAAGAACCCUGCAAUGCCCCUGAGGUCUGCACACUUAUCUUAAGCAGUGUCUUUGAGAAAUGCCGCGGUGUUGUGCCCCCCGAACCUUACUACCAGGCCUGUGUCACUGAUGGCUGUACUAAGUCACAAGAUGACAUUCUGUGCUCCAGUCUACAGAGCUAUGCAAGGAUCUGCGGAAUACAAGGUGUCUGUUUAGACUGGAGAAACAGUACCAAUGGUUUAUGCUCUAUGAACUGUUCCUCAAAUCUUGUGUACAAUCCAUGUGGCCCUGCAGUAGAACGCACCUGUGAUUCCAGAUAUAAUGACGCAUUUUUGAAUGUGGGUACAAAAGAUUUCAUGGAAGGAUGCUACUGCCCUGAAAACAUGACAAAAUACAACGCUGUGUCAGACAAAUGUGUUUCCACUUGUGGAUGUACUGGACCAGAUGGAAUGCCCCGAGAGCCUGGUGAUACGUGGGACAGCAACUGUAAGACCUGUCGCUGUGAUAACAUAUCAUUGAGUGUGCAGUGCGUUGAAAAAUCCUGCGCUUUACCUGUCUCGGAAAACUGCACUAAGGAAGGAUAUAUGCCUGUUUCUGUACCAGACCUAUCCAAUCCAUGCUGCCUAGUCACUGAAUGCCGUUGUAAUGUCAGUCUUUGCUCCAACACUAAAAAGGACUGUGGGCCUGGAUAUGAGGCUGUGCUAUAUAUGAGCCCAGAAGAGUGCUGCCCAAUCUACAAAUGUGAACCCAAAGACGUGUGUUUACAUAAUGGAACAGAAUAUCAGCCUGGUACCCCGGUUCUUCCUUCAAACCCCUGUGAAAAAUGUAUGUGUGAUGAAAAUAUGAAUGAGACAACAGGAAUAUAUCAUGUUUCUUGUACUCCGGUGAUAUGUGACAAGAAGUGUGCUCAGGGCUUUAAAUAUACAAACGUCCCAGGACAAUGCUGUGGAAUAUGUGAACAGACAGAGUGUAUCAUGGACUUGCCUGAUAACUCUACACAUCUUCUCAAGCCUGGAGAUACAUGGUCGCCUCCUGGAGAUAACUGCACUGAAUAUGAGUGUAUCCGUAAGAAAGACAACUUAUUAACUGUGGCAUCUAAAAUAUCAUGCCCAAGAAUCAACCUCGAUGAAUGUGUACCUGACACCAUUCAAAAAGAUCCAAGCGGAUGUUGUCUAACAUGUAUGAUCAAAGAAAAGAAAUGCCAGAGUGUAAAGACGGAAAACAUUAUUCUUCAAAAUGGCUGCAAGUCUAUCAAGCCUGUUACGAUGUCAUACUGUAAAGGAAACUGUGACAGCUAUUCCAAAUACUCUGUAGAAUCUCAGUCUAUGGAGCAAAAAUGUGUUUGUUGCCAAGAGACAGCAACAGAAAAGAUUUCCAUUAUCCUUACUUGUCCCAACGGCAAGAACAUGAAAUACUCUUUUAUUAAUGUGAAGAAAUGUAGCUGUGUUGACACCACCUGCAAAACAGAAUACAAACAGAAUAAUGAAGAAGAUUACUCUGGAGAUGGUAACCAAUCAGAUUCAAAAGAGAAAGAGGUAGAUGGUAAGGACAAAAUAGCUCCAGUAACCAAGCAGGGCCCUACAAUCUCAAACAAACCAAUGAAGACCACUAGACAGCUUCAGGAGAAAGAAGACAACGAUGACAUAAAUAGAGAGAACAGUAAGGAAAAUGAAAGCUCUGAAAAAAAUAACAAGUCAGAUUCGAAGGAGAAAGUAGAUAAGGAAAAGGUAUCUCCAGUAACCAAAAAGGUUCCUGGGCUCACAAACAAACCAAUGAAGACCACUAGGCAGCUUCAGGAGAAAAAAGACAAUGAUGACAUAAAUAGAGAGAAUAGUAAGGAAAAUGAAAGCUCUAAAUAA